This is a messenger RNA of Sorex araneus (European shrew), 5575 nucleotides long. RefSeq names its product TUB bipartite transcription factor (gene TUB). The record is from RefSeq and is a predicted model, not a curated record. The transcript has 12 exons. Gene Ontology annotation, biological process: protein localization to cilium. Gene Ontology annotation, cellular component: cilium. Lineage: Eukaryota; Metazoa; Chordata; Mammalia; Eulipotyphla; Soricidae. Bases 227 to 1732 code for a protein of 501 amino acids.
GGCGGCGCGGGGCUGCGGGCCGGCCUGGGCCGCCUCCCCGCGCGCGCACCGCCCCGCGCACCCCGCCGGCAACCGCUGUCCGCGCCCGCGGCCAGGGCCCAGCCGCGCGUCCCCGGCCCGAGAGGAUGUGGCCCGGGGCGGCCCGGGAGCUGAGCAGGGCCCCCCGCACCGGCCCCCGCGGGCUCCGGCCUCCAGAGCCGCAGCCGCCGCCCCGCCCCCGAGAGACAUGACUUCCAAGCCGCAUUCCGACUGGAUUCCCUACAGUGUCUUAGAUGAUGAGGGAAGCAACCUGAGGCAGCAGAAGCUGGACCGGCAGCGGGCGCUGCUGGAGCAGAAGCAGAAGAAGAAGCGCCAGGAGCCCCUGAUGGUGCAGGCCAACGCCGACGGCGCGGGGCGGCCCCGGAGCCGGCGGGCUCGGCACUCGGAGGAGCAGGCGCCCCUGGUGGAGUCCUACCUCAGCAGCGGGGGCGGCACCAGCUACCAAGUUCAAGAGGCCGACUCCCUCGGCAGCGGCCGCCCGUCAGCACCAGCCCCGGCCCAGAGAAGCAAGGCGGCGGCGGGGGGCCAGGGCGGGGCCCCUAGGAAGGAGAAGAAGGGGAAACACAAAGGCGCCCGCGGGCCAGCGGCACUGGCAGAAGACAAGGGUGAGGCCCGCACCCCGGUGCAGAUCCUGACCGUGGGCCGCUCAGACCAUGCCCAGGACGCGGGGGAGCCGGCAGCCGGAGGGGGCGCACAGCCCGGCGCGCAGGACCUCCGUGCCGCGAUGCAGAGGAAGGGCAUCUCCAGCAGCAUGAGCUUCGAGGAGGAGGAGGAGGAGGAAGAGAACAGCUCCAGCUCCUCCCAGCUCAACACCAACACCCGCCCCAGCUCCGCCACCAGCCGCAAGUCUGUGGUCAAGGAGGCCGCCUCGGCCCCCAGCCCAACCGCCCCUGAGCCGCCAGCAGAAGUGGAGGUCCAGGACCUGGAGGAGUUUGCAGUGCGGCCGGCACCCCAGGGCAUCACCGUCAAGUGCCGCAUCACGCGGGACAAGAAGGGCAUGGACCGCGGCAUGUACCCCACCUACUUUCUGCACCUGGACCGGGAGGACGGGAAGAAGGUCUUCCUGCUGGCUGGAAGGAAGAGAAAGAAGAGCAAAACUUCCAAUUACCUCAUCUCUGUGGACCCCACGGACUUGUCUCGAGGAGGGGACAGCUACAUCGGAAAACUGCGGUCCAACCUCAUGGGCACCAAGUUCACUGUUUACGACAAUGGAGUCAACCCUCAGAAGGCCUCGUCCUCCACUUUGGAGAGCGGAACCUUGCGCCAGGAGCUGGCGGCUGUGUGCUACGAGACAAACGUCCUGGGCUUCAAGGGCCCCCGGAAGAUGAGCGUGAUUGUGCCGGGCAUGAACAUGGUUCAUGAGAGAGUCUCCAUCCGACCCCGAAACGAGCACGAGACGCUGCUGGCGCGCUGGCAGAACAAGAACACGGAGAGUGUCAUCGAGCUGCAGAACAAGACGCCCGUGUGGAACGACGACACCCAGUCCUACGUGCUCAACUUCCACGGGCGCGUCACGCAGGCCUCCGUGAAGAACUUCCAGAUAAUCCACGGCAACGACCCGGACUACAUCGUCAUGCAGUUCGGCCGUGUGGCGGAGGACGUGUUCACCAUGGAUUACAACUACCCGCUGUGCGCCCUGCAGGCCUUUGCCAUCGCCCUGUCGAGCUUCGACAGCAAACUGGCGUGCGAGUAGAGGCCUCCUGGUGCCCUUGGGGAUCGCCUGGCCUGCUGCGGGGCUGCCCGCCUCCCAGUGGGGACAGCCCCGCCGGGCCUCUGUACAUAGGCCUCCUGCAGAUGAAACCACAGCUCUCUCGGGGUGGGGCGGGGGCGCCCCUGGCCCUGCUGGCCAGGCCAGAACUGGCAUCUCCGCCUCUGAUGCUGGGUAUGUGUGAAGGACACGGAGGGGGGGAGUUCUCUCUGUGUCCUACAACCGACACUCAGCCCUGCUCUCGGGCUGGCAUCCUGCUGCCAUGCUGUUAGCCAAGCUGGGCGCCCUCUUCAGCGGGGAAGAGGUGUGGAAGGAGAGGAAGCACAACCCAGGGCUGCCAGGGGGCCCAGCCGUCCUGGCCCCAGAGCCCAGUGUCCCCAGGCGCCCCACGGCAAGUGUGCGUGUGCAGGGUCAGGGGCAAAGGGCUGGAAGCCAGGGCUGGUGGCCUUCAGGACAGCAGAACAGCAGGGCGUGGUUUCGGGGUGGUUCGGGGCGGUGAGGGGGGGCUUAUACAGGGAUAAGCGGGGGGUCCGGCUGACUGUGCUGUAGAAACCGGCUGGUCGCCCCGAGUGCUGGCCUGCUUGAUAAUCUCUAGGUUUCCUCUGCUCGCGGAGGUGGGGGAAGCUGGCCCUCAUAGCCAGGCCCAGCCCAGGGGCGGGGUGGGGUGCGGGACUCAGGCUCAGCAUCCUGAAUCCCACCCUGGGGCUGCCCAGGGAGCCCCGUCAGCAGGGCCCCGAAGCUCUCUGCCCAGCAGCUCCUCCCAGGCCCCGGGAAACCCAGGCCGGCGGGGCUGGGGGCGGGGGCGCUGCGGGCACAGUCCCCCUGCCUAGGCCCCUAAGCCCAUGCGCAUGCCCAGAGAGAGGGACGAGCCGCUCGAGCCGCUGCUCCCUGGGAAAGACCCACCUCCGGGCGCCCCCUGAGGACGUAGUUGGUGCGGAGCUGGCCUGAGAGCACAGACAGGACCGGGAGCUGCGGACGGGGCCGUGUCUUAGAUCCCAGUGUAAUCCGAGGGUUUAGACGCUUAGAGAUCAACUAGUACACACAACUGCCACUUCGGGGGCGUCCUGCUCAGAGCCCGGCCGCAUCCCCCCGGCGCCCUGGCUGGUGCGCGGCCGAGCUCAGACCUCAGCGCCUCUGAGAACCAGCGCUUGGUGGUUCUCUGGCCUUCCUGGAGGACCCAGGUCACCUCCCUUCCCCUCACCCUUGCCCUCACUUCCGGAGACUGUAAGAAAUGUCACUUAAGGGAUGAAACCAGGCAGUUCCCUGCUGAGAGCCUCGGGAGGGAGGAGGGAGGCUGGUGCCAGGCCAGGGCCCCUCUGCCCUCACCCGCCAGCCCGCGCCCCGAGGCGCUGCCCAUCCUUCGCCCAGAUGGGGACUGGAGGGAAGCUCGCAGUGGUUCUUCAGAGUAGAUGUGCUUGGACAUUCCUGUUUAAAAAAAAAAAAAAGUUUUUAAAUCGCACUUGGAGCGUGAGGCCUCUGUCGGGGGGGGGGGGGGGUGAAAGGGUGCCCUGGAGCCCUUGUAGUGUAGCUUGUCAGGAGUUGGGGCACCGAGGCAGACAGUACCGCUUCCUGCCCAGACCUGGGCCCCUCCCUUCAGGGGUGGCCCCUCCGGUGAAUGUCGCUUUUGGCGCCAGAUGCUGCCUCCUCCAGGGCUCUGGGACUGCUCAGUUUCCCAUGAAGCCCAGCGAUCCUGCCUUCCAGCUCUCUUUCCUGACUUCUGGUGAGGCAUCCUGACACCGGGGCUGGCGGGGCCCAGGCAGUCCCUACCGCCAGCUGCAGCCGCUUCUUGGGGCCUGUUUGGAUGCUGGGGAGAGGAGGGAGCCGGGUGGCAGAGCGGAGGAACCAGAAGCACAGGGGGAAGCUGCCAGGAGGGAACUGGGGUGUGGGAGGGAAGGUUCAGGGUGCAGAAGGGCUGGCCGAGCAGAGCUGGCUGGUUAACGUCACAGGGUCAGGCGGGGACAGGCACCGGAGUAGAGUCGUGAGCCAGGCGUUGAGUGACAAACAAGAGCAGCCGAGUCAUCCGCUGGCAAGCCCGGUCCAUGGCGACCCCCUUCCUGUGCUGCCAGCGGCCUCCCAGCCAAAGACUAACGCUGCCAGGGCCCCCCACCAUCAGACCCCCGGGCCCAGACUCCCCCAUAGUAAUUUCCCCCCCUUUGGUACCCUCUGCCCAGGCAGCUAGUGACGGGGCUGGGGGACCAGGAGCUGGAAGGGCAGAACCUGCGGGUGACUGGAGGCAGGGAGUCCUGGCGGCUCUUCUGUACCUUCCGCCCCGCUCAGCCCAGCAAGGGGGCAGGUCACGUCCCCCCAACACUUCUCAGUUCUAGCUUUUCUUUCCUUCUGGCUUCAAGGUGCUCUGUGUGUGUCUGUGUGUGUCUGUGUGUCUGUGUGUAUUCCGGGGCAAAGGGCAAGCCGCACACCAUUAGCCAAGGUGUCUGGUUGGCACCCGUCUCGCCCGAGGAAGAGUUCCGGUCACCUGUGGCUCUUGUCCAAUCAUUUCAUGCCCUGGGAUGAGAAGGCAGGUGUGGGAAAGUGCCAGCGUUCCCUCCCACGGCUCUGGCCCCGAGGACCCCAGCCCAGGAAGUGGAGUUUCUCAUUCUCUCCCCACCGAAAGCGAUCAGCCUGUCGCCCGGCUGGCUUUGGGGUGAAUCUAUACGUGUUCUAGUGAAUGUGCCUUAAAAAUCACGACACUAGUUCAGAAGGAACGUGGCAGGUGCAGGUGCUGGCUGAGGACAGAUGGUGGCAGAGACCUCGGGGGCAGCCACCCCCAGAUGAGACAGGCAGCUCUGCAGGGGCCCAGGGAGGCCUGGUCGCAAGCACAAUCCCGUCUGAGGCCCUUCCCACACUCGCCAGCCCGCCCCCCUCUCCUGAGCUCAGGACAGCAGGUGGCCCUCAGCACACUUUCCGAAUAGCUGAACGUGUUUGUUCUCGGGGAUGCCAGGCUCUGUGUGGGCUGGGGUCCAGCUGGUGGCCCGCGUGGUCCCCAGAACAGACGGAGGGCUAGGCUCUCACUUGGGUCCACUGGUUGCCUGGCUCUGUACCUGCAGUUUCCUGUCAUCUCGAGGAUGUGUGGGAGGGGACGGGGCAGGUUGGGGUUCUGGAGGUUUCAAGCCACGCUGGGAGAGGCCGGCCCGUCAGGCAGAGAGUGGCGCUCGGGAUCUAGAGCAAACCCUGUCCCCCCCUUCUUGGUCUGUUUUCUCAUCCGCACACAAGCUUAGUGUAGGAGUUGGAGUGAAUGAAAGUUCACUUGCGUCCACUGCUCCCUUUUAUAGCUCAUCACUGUGCCUUUUUUCUUUCCUAAGAAAGACUUCUCACCCCUCCUCUCUUCUGUUCCAUCAUGCCCCCCACCCCUGGUCCGGGCCCCGGCAGAGCCAAGGGAAGGAGAGACCCCGAGUCUCCCAGAGGGAACUGAGAGGGGCUCCCAAGGGAAGCCCAAGCCUGGCCUCUGCCCUGCAUCGGUGACAAAGGGGACUUGGUCAGGAUGGGUGGGUGACAGUUCUCUUACUGGGAGCGUACAUUUAGCCAGUUUUCAUAAUGCCUAGAACGUGUCCGUCUAUUUGCACAAGACUGUCUUAGCCUAUUUUGGAGUGGUCAGACAUCUUAUUUUUGUUCAGAAUUACCUGGAAUUUUAGACAAACUUGCAAAACUGUGCUUUUAUUAAGUGACUUUUUGAAUAAACUUUGGUAUUCUGGAGCAAAUGUAUUUAUUUAUUGGUAUGUGCAAUGACAGUUGGUAUUUUCCCAUGUCGACAUUAUGUAUGUUGUAGAAAUUAGUGUUUGUCUAAGUACAGAACCUAUAUCAACAGAUUAAACUUGAAUUGUUUCAACAUGC